AAAGACCUUUCACGACGCACAUAUAAACUGCGACCCAACACCCCAAACAUGCCCCUCCGAUAACAAGCCCCACACUCAUCAGCGACAACAACUUGUAACUCCACAGGCAAGCCACCAUGUCAUUCAAAAAGACCGAACUCUUCGGCGGCGCCAUUACCGUCGACCUGCCCGCCGGAUUCGGUGACACGAGCCAAAUCCGCCAAGUCCCCGACCAUCAAGAAGUCUACCUCGACACGAACGGGUACACCAGCGUGGUCUUCGAGGUCCUGGAAUACGUCGACAAGCAGACGGACGAGGAGGCGCUGCAGUACCACUUUGCCGACCUAGUUGACGGGACGGGCGAUGCGUCGAACAUCCGGGAUCAAGGAACAGCCGCUAUGGCGAAGAUACCAAACAAACCCAUACACACCCUCACCUUCAUCCAGACCCCUCCGCCGCCCACGCGCCCCAACCGCAAGCAACCCGACUUCGUCUCCAUCCACCUUCUCCUCCUGCGCCUCAAGGAGCAGGCAACGGACCUCAUGAUCACGGUCAACGUCCCGCACUAUCCGGGCGAGUACACGAAAGUAGGGCCGGCCGAGGCGACGCAGUUGAUGAAGGAUGGCGAGACGGUGAAGAGCAGGAUUCUGGAGAGCUUUGAGAUUAAGGAUUGGGGCCUUUUCCAUGGCUAGAUGGUAAGAGCUAGGCGGGUUUAGAGGGGCUUAGAUGAAGAGAUAGGACUGGACUGGUGGCUGGGGAAAGGAUAGAUGACUCCAUUCCGGAGUGACCUUUGAUAUUGAAAGAAUUUCCAUACAAUUCCGCCCCUAUUUGCCUUUUCUUCGGUCGUGCAUUCCGUCUUUUCUGCUUCCGCGCUCUCUAUAGCUGCUUAGUCACGUCUUUUCUUCACUAUAUAAGCUGCCCUGCACUCCAGUUCUGACCUUUCUCUUACCCCACACAUGAAGAUCUGUUCCUUUAAAGAGCUAAAGAGCUAGCAUUAUGGCUUCCCUUCCUGCGGAUCUCUAAAUCAUCACUAAGGAAGUCUAUGAGCGGGCUCCUUCCAGUCGGAAAACUACAUCGAAUAGAGUGCAUCCGCCAAAGUAUAG
This is a messenger RNA of Trematosphaeria pertusa, 1082 nucleotides long. RefSeq names its product Mog1p/PsbP-like protein. Gene Ontology annotation, molecular function: small GTPase binding; guanyl-nucleotide exchange factor activity. Gene Ontology annotation, cellular component: nucleus. The transcript has 3 exons. The coding region runs from base 117 to 671 and encodes 184 amino acids. Lineage: Eukaryota; Fungi; Ascomycota; Dothideomycetes; Pleosporales; Trematosphaeriaceae. Gene Ontology annotation, biological process: protein import into nucleus. The record is from RefSeq and is a predicted model, not a curated record.